AUGUUGGAGGCACCUCUCGAGGAAUCACCUGAAGCUACUCCACCCGCCUCUUCACGGUCCCCUCUCGCAAAAGAAGUGCAGGCAAACCUUGCCAGAUUUCCUCAUUGCCUCCUCCUGACACGAGUGGGGUCUUUCUACGAGUCAUACUUUGGCCAAGCCAACGAGAUCGCGAGCUUGUUGAACAUCAAACUCACAAGCCGCAAAUGGGACGGAUCGCGAGUACCUAUGUGUGGAUUUCCCAUUGUCCAUCUCGACAAGUACCUCAAGGUUCUUGUUCAACAACACAAGAGAUCGGUCGCCAUGUGCGAAGAGUUUCCCCGCCAAACAGAAUUCGGAGAGAAAGAGUUCGAGCGCCGUAUUACACGGAUCAUCUCCCCUGGGACGCUCAUAGACGAACCCUUCCUUGAGCCAUCAGAGAACAACUUCCUCCUGGCUCUCGCUCUUCCGCUAGACGGGGGUGCCUCUUCUGUCGGACUGGCUUGGAUAGAUGUCUCGACCGGAGAGUUCUAUUCCAAGGACUGCCAACCAGAAAAUUUGGAAGAUGAAAUCGUCCGAAUCAAUCCCAAGGAAGUUGUCUUACCGUCUACAAUGCGCACUGUGGACAUCUCACGCAAUCCCGUCCUGGUGAUGCUCCAGCAGCAAAAUAUUCAUUUUGCCUUUCACGGCGUUGAACAACACCCUGAUGUAGUUUCGAUGUUACCAUUUACACCCACCCCUGCAUCCGCUUCAGCUGAGGGCGAAGCCGUAGCUCUCCUUUCCAAUUAUCUCCACUUUACACUUCUAGAACACGCCCCGUCUCUCGGUGCGCCGGUGCAUGAGAUGGACAACGGUCGAUUACACAUAGACGCGCACACAAUCAAAUCGCUAGAACUGCGAGAAACCGACUACGAAGGUGGCACGAGAGGCAGCCUUCUCAAUGUCAUCAAGCGCACUGUAACGACCAGUGGAACUCGGCGGCUGGCCCGUCGCCUUUGUUCUCCCAGUGCCUCUCGUCCUGAAAUCGAAGGCUGGCAAAACCUAGUUUCCUUCCUACUUCAACGGCCGCAUCUCAGCUUUGACCUUAGAGAAUCUCUGAAGAACGUUGGAGAUGUCGGCCGCAUCGUUCAGCGCUUUCUUCUUCGCAAAGGUAGUAUCGAUGACCUCGUCACUGUCAUGAAGACUAUCCAACUAUGGACGACAAUCACUUCAAGACUACAGCUCGAACGGCUUCUGGAGGGGAGGGGAGCGUUGGGCGAUUGGUCAAGUAUGGACCCAAUGCUGGGCCGCAUAUCGGACUUGUCUUCUCUGUCGAGGAGAAUCCAAGACGCCCUAACUAGGUGCGGUUCCAGAGAAGCGGAUGGCGAUCCUGAAGACAGCCUGAAGGAGAGUACUGGGUCCUCGAGAGAUACCCAAGCCAACUCCGAGUGGACAAUAAACCCACAGUUCUCACCCAAGUUGUUUUCUUUAUACGCUACUCUGCACGAUCUUCAGAGGCAGAAACAAGACAUGGAGGACAGGCUCCGGAUUAAUUAUGCGGCCCCUUCUCUGACUCUUCGCUCGUCCGCUCAGCAGGGAAUGCACGUCCAUCUCUCAAGAGCAAAGCGAGAUCAAGGAAAGUUGAACGAUGACCCUGCCUUUGUAAAGUUGGCAGAGACUGCUUCCACUAAAUGUUACCUCUACCAGCCUUGGUCACAAUUGGGUGGCCUGAUAGGAAGCACGAUGCUCGCCGUAGCUGCAGCGGAGAGAGAGGCCUUUUCAGAAUUAAUUGCCGAGGUUCUGUACUACGCAGACGAAUUGAAAGCCAACGUUGCUGCGCAAGAUGACCUGGAUGUUGCUCUGGGUUUUGCCACGCUGGCCAAGGAUUUAAACCUCGUGCGGCCAAAGAUAACGGAAAACGGGGAAUACCACGUGGUCAACGGUCGCCAUCCUGCAGUGGAACUGGGUCUUUUAGUCUCUGGUCGCACCUUCACGCCAAACACCAUCGAAAUGACCCCAUCGUCCAAUGUGCAUGUCAUUACAGGACCCAACAUGGCAGGCAAAUCAACCGCUCUGCGACAGACAGCGCUGAUCGCUGUAUUGGCGCAAAUUGGCUCAUUCGUCCCAGCCGACUCUGCCACGAUCAGCAUCGUUGACAAGUUGUUCACUCGAAUUGGUGCCAAAGACGACCUUUUCCGUGAUCGAAGUACUUUCAUGGUCGAAAUGAUGGAGACUGCAGAAAUUCUCCGGCGGGCAACUCCAAAUAGCCUGGUUAUCAUGGAUGAGGUCGGCCGUGGAACUACAAUGAAGGACGGACUGGCAAUCGCCUUUGCCACAAUCCACCAUAUCGCAACUGUAAACCGAAGUCGAUGCCUCUUUGCUACGCAUUUCCAUGAACUAUCAGAUAUGCUUGGUUGCGACGGGGAAUGGCAAGGUAGCGGCGUGUUCAACAAUGUCAGGUUCUACUGCACCGAUGUCGAUGAAUUAGACGAAGAUCGUUUCGUGUAUUCCUACAGGCUACAUCCCGGCGUGAACAGAGAUAGCCACGGGCUGAAGGUUGCUCAACUGGCAGGUCUCCCGCCCAGUGCCAUCGAUGUGGCUAGGCGAACCUUGUCCUGGUUGAACCAUAGUCGAGCCAUUCAUCAAGAGCCAGAUGCUGCAAGUCUAUCCAAUAUAUUGCAAAUGAAACCCCGUCCAUAG
This is a messenger RNA of Coprinopsis cinerea okayama7#130, 2655 nucleotides long. Its product is annotated as MutS2 protein. NCBI's taxonomy places the organism in Eukaryota, Fungi, Basidiomycota, Agaricomycetes, Agaricales, Psathyrellaceae. The record is from RefSeq and is a predicted model, not a curated record. The coding region runs from base 1 to 2655 and encodes 884 amino acids. Gene Ontology annotation, molecular function: ATP-dependent DNA damage sensor activity; mismatched DNA binding; ATP binding. The transcript has 10 exons. Gene Ontology annotation, cellular component: nucleus. Gene Ontology annotation, biological process: mismatch repair.